UCUCACCAGGUUGGUUUGACAACGUCUUUAUAGCCUUGUACGCACGCCAUAUCUGAACAAAGAAACACAAGCUUGAAAUCAAAAACUGCUUCGCUACUAUGUGGUGGUGGGUGAGAGUGAUAUUGGUACUGUUGUUACCAUUUUCACUUCUAAUUCAACAAGGUAGCAGCAGCACUACAACAAGUGCUUGUCCACCUUCAUCUUGUGGUAAAAUUUCAAACAUAAGUUAUCCAUUUCGAUUAAAAGAUGAUCCAAUUCAUUGCGGGGAUAGCAGGUAUGAACUAUCUUGUGAAAAUAACGUGACAACCUUAAAUUUGUAUUCCGGAAAAUAUUAUGUGAAAUCCAUCAACUACAACAAUUUCAUAAUCCGAUUGGUUGAUAUUGGAAUUCAACAAGAUAAUUGUUCUUCAUUUCCUCUCUAUUUCUUGACUCAAUCUGAUUUCUGUGUAAGAUACAAUUACGUGGACAAAUAUUGCACAGAUCCAUACCAAGCCACAGCAGGAGGAGGAGGAGGAGGAGGUUCCAAUGCCCAUCUUUUUGAGCAUAUAGUUUACUUGAAUUGUACUCAUCGAGUGACCAACAAUCCUAAAUAUGUGAAUAUUUCUUCAUGUCUCAAUUGGAGCUCUAAAUCCCAAGGGUAUUAUAUUUAUGCUAUGGCUGGUGAUUUAAUUGCUGAUGAUUUUCAAGUUGGUUGUCAUGUGAUGUUGGUUACUCCAACGUCUUGGUUGAGAAACUUGCAAGGAAAUGAAGUGGUUUCUUAUGAUGUUAUUCGCAAGGCGUUAGAAUAUGGAUUUGAGAUUUCGUGGUUGCGUCAUAUUUUUCAAGAUCGUUGCAAAGGUAGUACGCAAUGCUCCUUAAACACUUCAACUGAGACGCUUCAAUGCGUUUGCUUUUGCCGGAGUUUCUGGGGAACUUGGAGCGAAACUUGUGGAAUACGGUCCCAGCUGAGUUUCUACACUAAAGAUACUAUCAUCACUAUCUGGAUAGGAUUAAUUGAAGUAAUAAAAGGGCCAAACCUAAAAUAUGAAUAUGAUACAGAGUAUAUAAUAGGAUUACGCACAGGACACUAUGUCCUACCGUCCUUCUUUGCAGCUAGAUUUCUGUUUGGGAUGACAUUAUUUAUUGCCUUGUUGAUAUACAAAUGGAAGAAAAGACAUUUAUCAAUGUUUGAUUAUAUUGAAAUAUAUCUGCAACAAGAAAACAAUCUCUUGCCCAUUGGAUAUUCAUACAAAGAAAUUAAGAAAAUGGCUAGAGGUUUCAAAGACAAAUUAGGUGAAGGAGGCUUUGGCACUGUGUUUAAGGGAAAACUACGUAGCGGUCCUUGUGUGGCAAUCAAGAUGUUGGGUAAAUCAAAAGGUAACGGGCGAGACUUUAUAAGUGAAGUAGCAACCAUUGGGAGAAUACAUCAUUUGAAUGUGGUGCAAUUAAUUGGAUUUUGCACCGAGGGAUCAAAACGUGCUCUUGUUUAUGAGUUUAUGCCUAAUGGAUCCCUCGAUAAGUUUAUUUUCUCUAAAGAAGGAAGUGUAAAUAUAAGCUAUAGCCAAAUUUUUGAAAUAUCGGUUGGAGUAGCUCGUGGGAUUGCUUAUCUCCAUCAUGGAUGUGAAAUGAAGAUUUUGCAUUUUGAUAUUAAGCCUCACAACAUCCUUCUUGAUGAGAACUUUACUCCGAAAGUCUCUGACUUUGGAUUGGCUAAGCUAUAUCCUGUGGAGAAUAGCAUUGUCACAAUGACUGCGGCAAGAGGUACCAUUGGAUAUAUGGCUCCAGAAUUGUUUUACAAAAAUAUUGGAGGAGUGUCCUAUAAGGCCGAUGUUUAUAGUUUUGGGAUGCUUUUGAUGGAGAUGGCAGGUAAAAGGAAAAACCUAAAUGCCCAAGCGGAGCAUUCAAGUCAGCUUUAUUUUCCUUUAUGGAUUUAUGAUCAAUUUGGACAUGAAGGAGAAAUAGAAAUAGAAGAUGUGACAGAGGAGGAAAAGAAAAUAGUAAAGAAGAUGAUCAUAGUGGCACUUUGGUGUAUACAAUUGAAACCAGAUGAUCGCCCUUCAAUGAUCAAGGUAGUGGAGAUGCUCGAAGGAGAUGUUGAAAGCCUUGAAAUGCCUCCAAAGCCAACCCUUUAUCCACAUGAAACGGUUGUAGACGAUCAAAGAACCAACCUUGACCAAACAAUGUCGAGUGAUGAUUACACUAGUUCUUAUGAUUCUGUUGAAAGAGAAACUAGUUCUCUGAUAGAGAAUAUUGCUUGAAAGUUCACAAAAGCAAAAUCUUAUGUAUCCACUUAUUGUCUAUUACACUGUUCUUAUGUAAUGCCUUUUCCACUACUGUGUUCUACAUCGAAUGUUCGAAAAAGCUUCUUCAUUUGUAAUUAAUAUGUAAUAAUGUUAAAAUCUCAUUCAACUGUGAACCUAUCUAUAUGGUAAUUUAGCAUACUGAACUAUAUUGGAUAAA
Medicago truncatula (barrel medic) is the source of this 2439-nucleotide messenger RNA. Its product is annotated as LEAF RUST 10 DISEASE-RESISTANCE proteinUS RECEPTOR-LIKE PROTEIN KINASE-like 2.1. NCBI's taxonomy places the organism in Eukaryota, Viridiplantae, Streptophyta, Magnoliopsida, Fabales, Fabaceae. Gene Ontology annotation, molecular function: protein kinase activity; ATP binding; polysaccharide binding. Bases 99 to 2237 code for a protein of 712 amino acids. Gene Ontology annotation, biological process: protein phosphorylation. The transcript has 4 exons. The record is from RefSeq and is a predicted model, not a curated record.